Ochlerotatus camptorhynchus is the source of this 1069-nucleotide messenger RNA. RefSeq lists its product as uncharacterized. Bases 23 to 1069 code for a protein of 348 amino acids. NCBI's taxonomy places the organism in Eukaryota, Metazoa, Arthropoda, Insecta, Diptera, Culicidae. The transcript has 2 exons. The record is from RefSeq and is a predicted model, not a curated record.
ACGCUUGUACUACAACAGCAAAAUGUCCAGUAGACUACGGUGGUCAUUUUUGAUCGGAAUUGUUGUACAAUUCAACAUUGCCCAGGCAGAAGAUUUAUCGUGUUCACGAAUAGAUUUCGACCAAGCUACUGUUACAUAUCUGUCACGGUGUUCGUUUUACCAGGAAUUCGUUUCGAAACCAUACACCGAAUCGGUUAAUUUCAAUCCUUUCAGAAAAGAUACGAAAUAUUACCUCUCUAAUAAGUGGGAAGGUUUAACAUGUGGAGAAACCGUCGAAAGCUUUAGUUUGAAUGAAGAAACCGAACUGAGAAUGGUUUAUAACUUGAUUUUUGACUAUGGAGCUACGCUAGAGGUGCGAGUGAUUGAUCUGGAUAGAUUGGAUGGCGAUAAUAGACCAACAGUAGUAAUCCGUUGGAAAACUGAGCAAGCAACCACCGGCUGGGGGUUAUUUAGAGAGAAAAUGGACAAAACAGUCAAGAGAGCGAAGAUACAAAUUGAAGCCAACAUGAAUACUAAAAGUGAUGUCGCUAUAGAGUAUUUCACUGUAUUCAACUUUGAAGUAGAGAGCGAUGAAUGUCAAUCAAUAGAUGAAUUUGCACCAACGACUACAACUUCAACUCUAACAAGCACCACACCAUCAACUACAGCUUCUUCUACAACUUCAAGAACCACUUCUACAGAAAAAUUAACCAGUACAUCGACCGAAUCAUCCACGACGGUAAUGACCACAGCGUAUUCUCCGAGAGAUGAAAGCACAUCAACAUCGACGAAGCUUACAUCACCGGAAGUAAGUUUAUCCACAUCCACAGAUAGAUCGAGCACAACGACAACCUUUUCAGAGAUUGCUCCAAUUUCAAGCGAAUGGAUUUGGAUUACAUUAGCGGCAGUAUUUGCGACACUAUUUUGCCUAUCAACUGCUGGUUCUGCUUACAUUUAUGCAAUGAACAAGGAUCUUCUCAAACUGAACACGAAACUCAGGGACAAAAGACAAAAUAAAUUUCAAUCGGAUGUAUCUCAUAAUUCUUUCAAGGAGGUAAAGCGUGGAGUUCAAAUAUAUCAAGACGUAUAA